AAUGUCUAGGAUAGGACUGGAGUCUAGUAGGACAUUGGAUUUGGUAUCUGCAAUGACUACAAACACAGAGAAUCAAAAUCAAACUCUACAUGAAGGGAAUAAAGAAAUGCCGAACGGGGCGCGGACGAGAAGAGACGGCGAGGGGUUCCGCAUCGAGGUGGACCUGCGGCUGGUGUUCGGCGACGCGCGCGCGCGCGUGCUGGCCUGGGUGCGGCCGCGGCGCCGCGCGCGGGCGCUGCUGCGGCGGCUGCGGCGGCUGCGGCUGCCCGGGCCCGUCGCGCUGCUCGUCGCCGGCCGCCUGCUGCCGCUCGACGAGCCGCUCGCGCUCCUCGCCCCCGGGGACACCGUGCAAGGUUCGAUUCCUCGCGGGGUAUCAUUAUUUGUAUUCUUGAGUAUGAUCGUUUGUAUCGAUCUGGGUGUUUUCUAUGUACAAUAUGUAUGUAUUUACGAAAAAAAAUCUAAUCGUUUCAGAGUGGUCCCCUUAUCGAAGGAAUUGCCGAUAGACUAUGAAUAUGAAGAAGAAAGUGAUUUCGAUGACACUGAAUAUACCAGUAGCUGUGUUACCAGUGAGAAUAAACGUAAACGGCAUUGCUAUGAUUCUAAAGGUUCUACAUACCCGCCUGACACCGAUAUAAGAAAUGAUAAACAAUAUUCUGAUAAUGUCUAUAAUGAGAAAUAUUUAAGUAAAAAAAAAUGCAUUCGGAAUGGAAACAAACAUGAGAAUUUUAGCAAUUUAAUUUAUAAUGAAUUUAUAAACAAUGUAUGUAACAGCAGCAAUAAGAGAAAGAGACACCCUAAUGAGGGUAUUCAUCGUGAGUCAGCUGCCACGCGCACGAGAGGUCAACAGCAUAAUAAUGACGACCGUCGCAACUCUACUACCUCGGAGAAAGCGAAUCAUCGCCGGUUCGACGAUCACGCUUCUGAAGAUACCGACCGUACCGAGGGGAACGAGAGCUCAGAGUUAAAUGAUAACGUUAUAAACAACAAAGAAACCGAUAAAUUAUUUAUCGAAGAGCCCACCCACGACGGUCGCGGAGGCGCGGUUCCGUCGUAUGCGAGUGCGGCCACACUGGCCGAGGUGAAGCGGCGCGCGCUGCAACUGCUGGAGCGGUACGAGGACGGACGCCCGCCAGGCCGGGACCACGGCCGGAGACCGGGGCAGCGGUCUGAGGAUGAGCGGCCGGUACAGCGGUCUGAGGAUGAGCGGCCGGUACAGCGGUCUGCGGAUGAGCGGCCGGUACAGCGGUCUGAGGAUGAGCGGCCGGUACAGCGGUCUGAGGAUGAGCGGCCGGUACAGCGGUCUGAGGAUGAGCGGCCGGUACAGCGGUCUGAGGAUGAGCGGCCGGUACAGCGGGCCGGGGAGGAGCGGUCUGAGGGCGGGAGGCCACGCACUCGCCGUCGCCGCGUACGCCGCCGCCGCCAGCAGCCCGUCCCCGGGGACGUCGCCCCCGGGACGCCGCCCCCGGGGGACAGCGCGGACGGCGCCGGGGACGCCGCCCCCGGGGACAGCGCGGACGGCGCCGGGGACGCCGCCCCCGGGGACAGCGCGGACGGCGCCGGGGACGCCGCCCCCGCUCCGGUCAUACGCAACGCCUCUCAGCACACCCGCCCGCCGCGUGUUGUACGAUCGCUUUCGCCGACCUCCCCAUACGACCCUAAAGACAUAUACACAAUAAUAUUCAAUAAUAGUAAUAAUAAUUAAAUUCACAUUUAAGUUGACAAUGUAAAAUAGAUUGUAAUCAUUAAAUC
Achroia grisella is the source of this 1749-nucleotide messenger RNA. RefSeq lists its product as uncharacterized. The transcript has 3 exons. The coding region runs from base 2 to 1702 and encodes 566 amino acids. The record is from RefSeq and is a predicted model, not a curated record. Lineage: Eukaryota; Metazoa; Arthropoda; Insecta; Lepidoptera; Pyralidae.